GUGGGUUUGCCUAUGACACAAUUACAACAACUUUGAGCUGGUGGUUGGGGGAAGUUUGUGAUAUUACCAAAUAACACCCCGUUUUAAAAACCUGAUUCUACAGCACGCUAUGCAUCACACGGAAUUGGUUGCAUAUUACUAUUUACUGUAAAACAAUGUAAAGACCGUCCGGAGGGCUUGUUUUCCUGGAGGAUUGAGCAACCAUUCUUUCACAUUUUUAAUCCUGGGGGAAAGUUGCUUUUCCCAAAAAUAUUUUCGGUUGCUUUUUAAAUUUGGUGGAGUUCCCCGUUUGCUCCUCCAUUGCGUUUCCAUGAAAUCGUGCGGAGUGUCGCUCGCCGCUGCUGCCUGCGCCGCUGCUCGAAGUCUCGGCGCUGCUGGUGAUGAGGAAAAGAAAAUGGCGGCGGGAAAAGCGAGUGAAACCGAAGAGGACUUUCCGAGGCUGACAACGCAGGAGAGGAACAGCUUGGCCGGAAUAGACAGCCGACUGUUUGGAUUUCAAAGGCUUCAUGAAGAUGGCGCCAGAACGAAGGCCUUGCUGUUAAAGGCUGUUCGCUGCUACGAUUCUCUCAUCUUGAAAGCUGAAGGAAAAGUUGAACCAGAGUUAUUUUGCCAGCUAGGUCACUUCAACCUCCUCCUGGAGGAUUACCCAAAAGCAUUAUCAGCAUACCAGAGGUACUACAGUUUACAGUCUGACUACUGGAAGAAUGCUGCCUUUUUGUACGGCCUUGGGAUGGUUUACUUCCAUUACAAUGCAUUUCAGUGGCCAGUGCAGCCCUCCCCUACUGAUGCCCACUCUGGACAGAGAAGGGCGAUAAAAGCGUUUCAGGAAGUGCUUUACAUCGACCCCAACUUCUCCCGGGCCAAGGAAAUCCACCUGCGGCUCGGUGUGAUGUUCAAGGUUAACACAGACUACGAGUCAAGCCUAAAGCAUUUUCAGCUGGCUUUAAUUGACUCAACCCCCUGCACUUUGUCAAAAGCUGAAAUUCAAUUUCACAUCGCUCAUUUGUAUGAAAUUCAGAAGAAGUACCGUGCUGCGAAAGACGCGUAUGAGGCACUUCUACAGGCUGAAAAUCUUCCUGCACAGGUGAAGGCGACUACCCUGCAACAGUUGGGCUGGAUGCAUCACACGGUGGAUCAGUUGGGAGAUAAAGCCAACAAGGACAGCUAUGCUAUACAGUGUCUGCAGAAGUCACUAGAAGCAGACCCCAACUCUGGACAGUCCUGGUACUUUCUUGGCAGGUGCUACUCGAGUAUUGGGAAAGUCCAGGAUGCCUUCAUUUCCUACAGGCAGUCCAUCGACAAAUCAGAAGCCAGCGCGGACACAUGGUGUUCAAUAGGCGUGCUGUAUCAGCAGCAGAACCAGCCUAUGGACGCCCUGCAGGCGUACAUCUGCGCGGUUCAGCUAGACCACGGUCACGCGGCGGCCUGGAUGGACCUGGGCACCCUGUACGAGUCCUGCAACCAGCCUCAGGACGCCAUCAAAUGCUACAUCAAUGCCACCCGGAGCAAGUCCUGCACCAACAGCUCCGCUCUCGCUACCCGCAUCAAAUGCCUACAGGCUCAGUUGUGUAACCUUCAACAAAGUAGUCUACCGAGUAAAAGUAAAAUGGUUCCUAGUGUUGAGGAGGCAUGGAGCCUACCAAUCCCAGCAGAACUUACCUCCAGGCAGGGCGCCCAGAUCGCAGCACUGCAGGCCUGCAAGCCCAGUCAGAGUACUGAAGGUGGGGGUCUGAGCCAGCCGCCCACAACGCCCCACACGCUGCCUCCGCACGCGGGCCCCUUGGGCCAGGGCGACGACCAGUCCAGCCCCGCCAAGAGGAAGCGCACGUCCAGCCCGGCCAAGAAUUCUACAGAUUCCUGGGUACACAAUACUCCUGUACAACAGCAGGUUCCAAACUGGUACUUAACGCCGCAGAAGCUACAGCUCCUGGAUCAGUUACGGACUAACAAGGCAAGCCUGAAGCCGCUGCAGGUGCAGAUGCUGGAGCAGCUGGAGAAUCAGUUUGCUCUCAUGCAGCAGCAGAUGAGACAAAAUGCGGCGGGACUGGUGCGCCCCAGCAUUCCCAACGGCCCCACGCUCAGCUCCUCACUGCCUAACAACCCCCCGCCUCCCGCCCAGCAGCCUCACCCACACCCCCCACAGCCGGUCCGCCUCCCCUGCGCCAACGGACCCUUCCCGCUCGGCCCGGCCCCCUGCAGCGCAGCCGGGAAGCCGGGCGGCGCAGACACUAUUUCUGUAGGCAAUAAUCACACGACAGGAAUGGGAAGCAACGGAAACGUGCCUUACCUGCAGCGAAACGCACUACCUCACAACUGCACAACCCCGACCAGCAGCGGCAGCGCAGGCGAGCUGUGGAAAACCCAACACGUUAACUCCUCUCAGGGGCUUCACAAAGGUCCAGGUUCGCAUUCGGCAGGUCCCAAUGGCGAAUGGCCUUUCUCUUCCACUGGCACUCCCGCCCCGCCUUUCCAGGCAGCUGGAACCAGUAUUCGAAAUCAGGUCGGACAUUCCACCGCGCCUAGCGAUUCGUUACUGCAGAGGGCCGCUCUCAAUCACCUGUCCUCUCCUCCUCCUCCUCCUACUCCUCCUCCUCCUCACACUGCUACCUCAGGUGGACAGCAAGGCAUUACCUUAACCAAAGAGAGCAGGCCUUCAGGAAACGGCCCUCCGCCGGGGCCUGAGGGCAGCAGGCAUUCCGGGGCGAGGCCUAACAGCACCGCCGCUGUAGAGGGACUCCCUAAUCACGUCCCCAGGGCGACGUCGGGCCCUCUCGCCGACCCCAGGUCACCAGGUGUACUUAGUUCAGACAAUCCUCAGCCCUCCGCCUCGUCGGGCGGGGGGAAAGCCGCGGUCGCCGGGGCGCCCGCCAAGGUCAACAACAUCCACCCGGCCCUGCACGGCCCGAAGACCCGCGACAGCUCUGCGGCCUCCUCGCCCGCAUCGGCCAUGUCCACGGCCACCCCGUCCCCCAAGUCCACCGAGCAGGCCGGGGCCCCCAGCCCCGGGUCGGGCCCCACGGUGAACGGCCAGGGGCCCGAGGCCUCGCGGAGCCCCCCCAAGGUGGAGGAGCCCGCCUCCCACGCCCACAAGCCGGGGCAGCUAGCGCUGGCGCCCUGGUCAUCGGUGUCCAUCUACCCCAGCUCCACGGACGUGCUGAAAGCCUGCAGAAAUCUGGGCAAGAACGGUAUGUCGUCUAACAGUAGCAUCUUUUUGGACAAGUGUCCCCCUCCACGGCUCCCUGCUCCCCCCUUCCCUGCACUGCCAAAGGACAAGUUGAACCCCCCCACCCCCAGCAUAUAUCUGGAGAACAAGAGAGACGCUUUCUUUCCACCUCUGCACCAGUUCUGCACAAACCCAUCCAACCCUGUGACAGUGAUCCGGGGACUGGCAGGAGCGCUCAAACUGGACUUGGGGCUGUUCUCCACCAAGACCCUGGUGGAAGCCAACCCGGACCACCUGGUGGAGGUGCGCACCCAGAUGUCGCAGCCCACGGACGAGAACUGGGACGCGACAGGCACCAGGAAGAUGUGGCGCUGCGAGAGCAGCCGCUCACACACCACCAUCGCCAAAUACGCGCAGUACCAGGCCUCCUCCUUCCAGGAGUCCCUACGGGAGGAGAAUGAAAAGAAGGGGCAGAAAGAGCACUCGGACAACGAAUCCACAUCCCCGGAGAGCGUGGCCCGAAGGAGGAGAGGUCCAUUUAAACACAUCAAGUUUGGAACGAACAUAGAUCUAUCGGACGAGAGGAAGUGGAAGCUACAGCUCCAUGAGCUCAGUAAGCUCCCAGCCUUCGGGCGGGUGGUGUCUGCUGGGAACCUGCUCAGUCACGUGGGUCACACCAUCCUGGGGAUGAACACCGUGCAGCUCUACAUGAAGGUGCCCGGCAGCAGAACACCAGGCCACCAAGAAAACAACAACUUCUGCUCGGUUAACAUCAACAUUGGACCAGGGGACUGUGAAUGGUUUGCCGUGCCAGAGCCAUUCUGGGGCGUCAUGAACGAUUUCUGUGAAAAGAAUAACAUUAAUUUCCUGAUGGGUUCAUGGUGGCCCGACCUGGAGGACCUGUACGAGGCAAACGUGCCGGUUUACCGGUUCAUCCAGCGGCCGGGGGACCUGGUGUGGAUCAACACGGGCACGGUGCACUGGGUGCAGGCCAUAGGCUGGUGCAACAACAUCGCCUGGAACGUGGGCCCGCUGACAGCACAUCAGUACAAACUGGCGGUGGAGCGGUACGAGUGGAACAAACUGCAGAACGUCAAGUCGAUCGUCCCUAUGAUCCACCUCUCCUGGAACAUGGCCAGGAACAUCAAGGUUUCCGACAACAAGCUCUUUGAGAUGAUCAAGUUCUGCUUGUUGAGGACCCUGAAGCAGUUCCAGAUGGUGAAGGAGGCUCUCCUGGCUGUGGGCAAAGAGGUGGUCUGGCACGGGAGGGCCAAAGACGAGCCUGCUCACUACUGCAGCAUCUGCGAGGUGGAGGUGUUCAACCUGCUGUUCGUCACGAGCGAGAGCAACUCACGGAAGACCUACGUGGUGCACUGCCAGGGCUGCGCCCGCAAGGCCAGUACGGACCUGGGGAGCUUCGUGGUGCUGGAGCAGUACAAACUGGAGGACCUGAUGCAAGUCUACGACCAGUUCACCUUAGGUGUGCAGAGCCUGUACCACAAGGGGACGAUUAACAGAAUACCCAGCUACUCUCGACAGUGCAGUGAGGUUCCUCCAUUGCCCUCAUCCUCAUCUUGACAUUAACAUUUAUUGUUCUGUGGGCAGUAUACACGGACUAAAUGAACCAUUUCUGAUAUUCAGGAAGGGACCAGGUGCUGUACCACUGGUUUCUGUAGCUAUCCCACAAGGCUGCUGGCUGAAAGCUCUGUCUAUGCAACCUGCCAAGUGUGCAGUGUCAACCCCUACUGGACAGGAGCGGGUACUGCUCCUUCUCCAGGACUAUUUCAAAGCUGGUUCAGCUCUACUUCUAUUGAGAGAAAAAUACCAUAAAAUGUUUUGUAUAUAUUCUGUCAACUGGCAACACCACACAAAGACUACUGAUUUUCUCUUUUUGUAUUCUGUUUAUGGGCUGAGAAAUUACCUUUUUCCCCCCCUCUCACUGAAAAUGUCCCCCUCAAAUGAGUACUAGCUUAGCUGGUGGUCUUUUGUAUCAUAGAUAGAACUUUGAAGUCUCUUUGGGCAACAAAAUCUACAAAAAAAAAGAAAACAAAAAAAAACAUUUGUAAUGUGAAGACUUAGGUGAUCUUUUUUUUUUCUUUUUCUUUUUUUUUUUAACGGCUUUUAUGUUAGUCUUAUUUUCAUUAUAUAUUUUUUUGUUAAAGUGGGAAAAAAUCAGAAAGAAUAACAGCCAAGGCUCAAAGACAAACGAGUUGCACAUAGACUAAGGAUAAUUUAAUUUGUUGUGAUUUAUUUUGUUUUGUUUCUAAUCUUGAUGUAAAUUUACACUAUUUAUAAAUACAUAUUUAUUGCUUGAAAAUAUUUGUGGAUGGAAUGCUGUUAUUUUUUCCAGAGUACCUGCCAUGAAAUUUUAAGGAGUUGUAAUUUUAUUACUCCUAUUAUGUUUUCUAUAUAUAAAUAAAACUGCUUAGUAAGCAUUGUACAGAUACAUUAAAAUUGUUUUAUUGUUUGAAGGAUGUUUUAUGAGUUAUUAAACCAAAAUUGUUACAAUAUUA
Conger conger (European conger) is the source of this 5676-nucleotide messenger RNA. Its product is annotated as lysine-specific demethylase 6A-like. Gene Ontology annotation, biological process: heart development; regulation of gene expression. NCBI's taxonomy places the organism in Eukaryota, Metazoa, Chordata, Actinopteri, Anguilliformes, Congridae. Gene Ontology annotation, cellular component: MLL3/4 complex. Gene Ontology annotation, molecular function: histone H3K27me2/H3K27me3 demethylase activity; chromatin DNA binding; protein binding. The record is from RefSeq and is a predicted model, not a curated record. The transcript is spliced from 32 exons. The coding region runs from base 311 to 4741 and encodes 1476 amino acids.